Molecule: messenger RNA, 867 nt
Organism: Fusarium pseudograminearum CS3096
Lineage: Eukaryota; Fungi; Ascomycota; Sordariomycetes; Hypocreales; Nectriaceae
Exons: 2
Coding region: 1-867 (288 amino acids)
Source: RefSeq, a predicted model, not a curated record
AUGAACAUCUCCGACUCUCCUCUAUUCAAAGAAUUUGCUCGACCAAUUCUUAUCCCUGAGCCUCGUCGCAGCAGGGCGUUUUACUCACCAUUGAUUAUCGUGGAUACUUUUGUGCAGCAUCUCCUCGACACUGCUAAGCUUGAAACAACUCAGUUCAAGAUCAGCAAUGCCACCGAAAACUCUUUCUAUCUUACCAUCCAAGGGCGUCUUGUUGGGACAGGAACCAUUCCCAGUACUAUCAACGCCAUGGAGGCCACUCUAUCUUUCAACGGAUCCAGCUUUGGAGAGGUUAAAUUGCCACAAAUACAGACGAGUUACUGGGGCACGGAUUUUGCUGUCCAGGAGCAGCGCGUGGAUAUCUCCAACCACGCUACAUACUGUCAUUUUGUUCGAAGUCUCAUUGUUGACAAAGAUACUUGUCUUCGAGUUCAGAACAACGAGUGUACCAUACGGGCGCUGAGAACUUCGUCAACAUGCAGCGUGCGCAUCGAUAUGCCACUAAAAGCCGUGGACGGGCCACAUCUGGCCCUCAAGAAGGUUUCGCGCUCGGGAAAACAUGUCAAAAUGGUACUUAGCACGAGUUACUCAGGCCCAGUGGAACUCAGUCAUGGGCUGUGUCUCUUCGAGCUUCGGAAUGGCCCUGGAGAAGUAUUGGCAGAGCUAAAGGGAGACUUGAAUAUUUCCCAGAGCGAGAAUGAGCUUGUGCUGCACGGUACAGCAAAUCAUGGGGUGAUACCUUCGCAGAUGGUCAGGCUGGUAGGAGUUGGGGUGGAAGAGGACAAAAGAUCAUGGCUUAGUGAGACAAUCAGAGAAGUCGAUGUUGUCUUCGAUCUGGAGCCAGAACAGGCAGAGACGCUGUGGUUUUGA